Amaranthus tricolor (Joseph's coat) is the source of this 1428-nucleotide messenger RNA. RefSeq names its product auxin-responsive protein SAUR64-like. NCBI's taxonomy places the organism in Eukaryota, Viridiplantae, Streptophyta, Magnoliopsida, Caryophyllales, Amaranthaceae. Bases 96 to 503 code for a protein of 135 amino acids. The record is from RefSeq and is a predicted model, not a curated record. The transcript has a single exon. Gene Ontology annotation, biological process: response to auxin.
CCAAUUUUCUAAAUCUUCAAACCAAUAAACUUAUAACUUCUAAAUUGCAUCAAAAAACUCUCUUACUCUCUCUUUUCACUCUUAAAAAACACAACAUGAUCAGCACAAAGAAGCUUAUUAAGAUGGCAAGAAAGUGGCAAAAGUUAGCAGCCGCGAGUAGGAAAAAGAUCUCUUGGCCACGAUCAGUGGCUAACGAGGGUCAUUUUGUUGUCUACACUACUGAUGGAAGACGGUUCAUGAUUCCGUUGGUUUAUCUGACGAGUGAAGUUUUCAUAGAGUUGUUUAGAAUAGCAGAGGAAGAGUUUGGAGUUACAAGUUCGGGGCCAAUUACCUUGCCCUGUGAUUCAAAAUUCAUGGAGUAUGUGAUUUCUGUGGUUCAAAGAAGUGCACCUCGGGACUUGGAGCAGGCAAUGAUAAUGUUCUUAGCCAGCUGCAGACACUCAUCAUUGUCACAACAACAUCAAGAGCAAACUGGCUCACAUAUGCUUAUCUGUAGUUUCUAGAAAAAAUUUGUUAUCUUUUUGUGUAGGACAUGUACAGUUAUACAGUUCAAGUUUGAAAAGUUAAUGAUAAUAUAGAAAAAAUAUUCAAAUGAAACAAGUUUCCAUUCUAUUAAUGCACAUUUUUCUAUUACUUUAUUUGAAUUGUGAUUGAUGUUUGCUAUCAAAGGUCAAUCGAAAACAACCUUUAAUGCACAUUUCACCCACAUGAACGAUGGAUAUUCACUAGCAACAAUUUUUCGUAAGGGAAAGAGACUAACAUUAUACUCUUUUUGUCUUUUUCAAUUUGCUACACUUAUCAAUAUAAGCUAUUCCAUUAGCUUUACUACACUUUUAAAUUUUUUGAUCGAAUCGGUAAUCACGUUCUCUCUCAUCGUCUCAUCCAUAAGUUCAAUCUCCCUAUCUCAUCAACCCACUUCUUCAAUCAACUUGUUUUUUAUUUUUCUUUUUCUCAUUCUUUCAAUACAACAUUAAUAAAGGGGGCAACGAAAUGUGUAGCAAACUAAGGGUCAGUAAGGAGUAACAUUCAACUACCAUGUAAAGAAAGACAGCCAUUAUUGUUUGGCCUAACUCUGGCCACUCAUAUACUAAUUUGGAUGUACAAAAAUUGCAUGUAUUUAUCAGUUUGAUCUGGCUUGGGCCAUUAAUGUCUCAUCGCAGCUGGAACUGCCCAAGAAGGAAGGUUCCCGGAACUAAAUUUUGUGUACAGAAUUUCUACGAAUUCUUAUUAUUGAUCUAAGCAACACUGAACAUUUUUGUGCAAUCCAAAAAAAAAGCCUAAUGACUACAAUUAAAAAUUGUGGAGUAGUUUGUUCUUGAUGUUCCUAGGAAAAUGAUGAAUAUCUGAAUAAACUAAGGACAAUAUCAAAGUCCUCGGCUAUACUUCUUCGGAUCACAGAGAUCGUGUACACAAUAAAGCUUGAAUUAG